AGAGGUGGGAGAGAAAAGAGGCAGGGCAUAUCCUGAGUCAGGACACUGACGUUCUCUGUGGUGCAAGUUUUGUGUGAGUCAUGAACUCGCUGGAUCCUUUUACAAGGUGUAAUAAGUUUGACAGGCUGUGGAAAUAAAAAGCUCUGCGUAACUUAUCAUGGAUUUAACACGGCCGUAAACAGAGGUGAAACUCAGGAAACAAGCUAAGCCUGUUUGUUUCAGUUCACUGGCUCCAUAGCAACUUGUGCCACGAUAACAGCAAGUUAAUCUCUUACCAAGAAAAAAAGAACAAUAUCACAAGGAGAGCAUUAAUGCACCUGCCUAACUAGGCUGCUGGAAAACAGAAAAAAUGCUCUAGGACUUCUACGGAGCUCCAAUAAGCAAUGUUUUUCCCCAAAUGGACCUUUUGGUGGAUCUUUACCAUUCUGUGCUCUUCAGCCUGCGGUUUGGAGUUCAUAGAAUCUAACAGCGAUGCAGUCAUUUGCCCACAGGCAUUCACUGACUGCACCAUCGAAGAUGCUAUGUACAAUGGAGAGGACACCAUGGACAUUUCAUUUGAACCCUCUUUCAGCCUCUGCUGUAAGACCAAAAGUGAUUGUGCCCUCUGUCUUGUGGUAGAGUCAGAGGUCAGCAUCCCAGUGGAUAAUGAGGUGGAAAAGGAAAGUCACUCUGGCACUGACGAGGAAGAGGACGAGUACACGAGAAAUGAAAAAUCUUCUAUGACAGUAUGUUACCAGCAUGUAGCCAGCAAUUUACCCAUGUGCAAGAAGGUGGAGUUUACAGUGAAUUACACAACUCUUGAACUCAACUAUACAACUCACCAGAGCAAGAACAAGAUUUCUAUAGUGAUCACAGAGGUGUUUCACUUCAGCAGCCAAAUAGAUGUCUAUCCCAACAAAUUAAAUUUCCAAAGGCAAAGACUUGUUGCACCUUCAAAAGAGGAUGCGUGUUCCCAGGAACUCCAGCCGCAAAAUAUACCUAUGUGUCCAGUGUCUGCAUUCAAAUUUAUUCCAGUUUACAAGGAGGAUUAUAUAGAGCUGCAGAUCGUGGGCAACACUGAAAUCCAUACCUCGCUAUGUGUCAAAUACGAAAAGAAUGGACACUGCCGGAGACUGACCCAGACCACCAUCCCUUUGUAUUCUGUGGCCCACUGCAUGUGUAUACAGGCAUGGGAUGAGAGUGAUGAAAAAUCCAUCCGCUCUCAAAGUUGCCCCUUUGAAAGAACUGGGUUACCAUCUCAUUUACAAAACCCUACGUGGAAGAAUGUCUCGGUGAAUGUGCGUCUGGCUCAACUGAACGACGGGAGCGCAGUUCUUUUAUGGAACCUUACUGCCCCCUGCAGGCUGGAUGGUGAAGUGUCGCUCCAUGGGAAACCAGGCAUUCCCAAAGGAGGAAAUGAGCGCAAGCAAAGGUUUGCUGCUGUAAACCAGUGGAAACAAAACAGCGAGGACCUUUGGGAAAGACAAGGUGCAUUUCAAAAUGUUGAUGAAAGGAUUUCCCAGUGUGUGAUGGUGAAAAUAAAUGGAACACAUCAGAAAUUUGGUCCAUUCUGCGCUGUUGACAAUGGCAGAUGGCACUGGACUCUUCUAGUUGUUGGCAUUAUGCUGCUUGUUUGUCUCACUACCCUAAUGAUUUAUUUCCUUCGUGAUUAUGUCAAGAAAUGGGUGUGGAGCUGGCGACAUGGUGGAUUUGUAAAGAUUGGUAGGAAGGGUCAUGUGGUGCUGCUUAGCCCCCCAGAUGUGGAUAACACGGUUUCGGAGAUGGUUUGUCAGCUGGGCUCCCAGCUUUGUUGCCAAGGCUUCAGUGUGUCCGUGGACCAGUGGUGCAGGAAGGAUCAAUGCACAAUGGGACCUCUGCCAUGGCUCUACUCCCAACUGCAGAAGCUGGACAAUAUGGGUGGUCGAGUUGUACUGGUUAUAACCCAGAAAGCCUUGCAAAAAACAGAAGAGUGGACCCUCCUGAAUAACGAUGGCGAAGUAAGGGAACCACAGCUGAUGAGGUCGCCUUAUUCAGAUCUAUUUACGGCCUUGUUGUUCAUUAUAUAUGCCCACAAGAAGCUGGGUAGGGCGGCCCAACGCUUUGUUCUGGUGAAAGUUGACUCCCACCAAACACAGAGUCACAUCAGAGACAACAGACUUCCAGAGCUGCUUCAGGGGCUCCCUCUGUUUCUUCUCCCCUCUCAGGCCCAAUCGUUCACAGCUGAGCUGACUGUAUAGCGACAACGAUGGGGUCAAGGGAAAAGACAAGCAAAGGUUUGAAGAGGAAUAUCUGAAGUAGAUGGAAGAUUUGAAAAUCAUUUUGCUAAAAAAAAAAACAUUUAAAAACCUACAGAUGUCAUAUUUAACUACUGCUGUAAGGUGGACAUGAAGGGCAUGUUCACCUGGACUGCGUAUCACAAAGAAGAAGAUCUUUAAGCACUGAGAUUGGUAAUUGAAGAAAUACAUCAGAAUUUUACAAAUGAGGUUCUACUAAUACGUUUUAAGGAUAUGAUAUCUUCCCUCCAUUGUAUACCUCCCUUGGUUUCCUCAUUUAAUAUAAAGCCAGCCUGGCCCCAAUGCCAAAGCAUGUGGUUAGUCCGACAGGGUCCAACUACAAAGCCGACUUUUGGCAUCUUACAACUCAACUCAAAUCUUUAAACUUUUUGUAACUGCAGUUUCAUGAAUCUUUAAAAUCACCCUCAUAUUUGCAUUGACCAGUUAUUUACAAGAAAGCUAAUGAUUAUUCAACCAGGAAGUGAAGGUUGGAGGCAGUACACCACAAAUAAUUUUCCUGUGAAGAAAGGGUACAAAGCAAAGUUUAUUUAUUUUAUUUUAUUUCGGUUCAAAUAGUUGAUUCAUUAUGGAGAAAUGAAAGUGGUGUAAAAGGAGCAUUCAGUAUAAUAUUUAUGCUUUUUGCUCUGCUUUACUUUUAUAUAAGACAGUUAAUCUGACUGGAAUGCUUCACGUUUUGUUUUUAUUAAGUUUAGCACUGGACGAUCUAUGGUGGCACACGGCAUCCUACUUUCAAUGAUAACCCUUUAACAUAACUUAUCUUCAAGUCCUGAACUGUGCCUUUAAUAAUAUUUUUAGGGUCAGUAAAUAUUAUAAAAAAGUCUGUGUUGGUAUUGCUGUCAACCCUUUGCUAAAAAUCAGAAAUAUUUUUUUUCUAAAUAGGUAAAGUGCGACGAUCAUAACUAAACUUAAAUAGUGAUACGUAUAAAUAUGAAUUAUAAAACAAUGAACAUUGUAACUUAUCAAAUCUGUUUUUAUUGUAAAUAAAUUGUAAGGACAUUAUUUUACUCAUUUACAUGAGUCAGUAGGAAUGAAAGCUAUAAGUUUAUCUGAUGACAUUUUUUUAGAUAAACAUGAAUUUAUUAUCAGUUUACAUUUAAGCGGUACAACUUUUAACUUUUAAACCUACACCCUUGGUUCAUGUGCAGUAUAUGAACUAGGGAAACUAAAUAAACUGAAGACAUGGAUGCACUUUUACCAGUGCAAGAAGGUAGAGCUUAUUGGUUCAGCAAAGUGUCAGUUUACCAGGCUACGGUGAACUUGUAAAAUAUAUUUUACAACAAUCCAGGGCGGUGAUGUUUGUACAGUUGGCUGCUAGCCACAGGCCCCACUUGGGUUUUUUCGUUCUAGUUUGCAGGCAAAUAGAGUGUCGGGUGUCAGAAGCCCUUCUGUUAGAUUGUAUUGAUGACAUGUGCAACAAGAACGUAAACAGACGCAGUUCUCUAAAGUUUGUUUUUAAAUCCACUUUUUAUUGGCUGCAUAUGCUCUGUCACUAUUAGUUUUACAGCAAGUUUUUUAUUUUUUUAUUGAGAAAUUUAAACCAAGACAUCAUCUGAAAGAUACUUGUUUAUAGGCUUACUCAGUUUAAGAGUCUCUUUUUAAGCAUACAUAUUUUUCAUCCAGUUUCAAAGAAGUACCAAAGACUACUGAUUUGUAUUAUUUUGUGGAGCUUUGAGGUAAAAGUAAAUGCACAGUUUUAUUGUUUACAGGUACUGUGUUACCACAGACAAUAUUUAGAGUGGUAUAAUUAUAUUUAAGACCUACCGGUACUUUGUAAGUAAAACUCUCCAAAAGGAAAGUGUUGAGGAAGCCUGCAAUGGCUUGAAGUAUUUGUAUAUUUUACACAGUGUUGAUAUUGAUUGACUUUAUGUACUUAAUUACCUAUAGUCAUGGUAAAAAGAAGGUACACUUUCUGCCUAGACAGUAUUUACAGUCAUAUUCAAUAAAUUGUAUUAUUGAAAAGUUUGUUUACUUGAAGAACUUGAAUCACCAAUUGAAACACAUUACACACAACAGAAUGCAUAUUCUAAUUUAUUGAAUAUGACUUUAAAUAUGAAACACAUAUGCAUAACCAUGGGCCCAAUCAAUGACCCCAUUUAUUUGUUUAGACAUGUUUAAUACUGGACAUUGUUGGGUUAAAAGAUCUUUAUAUGUCUUUAUGUCUUGUUCAGUUUGAACUGAUUUUCCUGACACCCACCUAAGACCUUCAUAGUUUGUCCAACUGGUCCUUCUGAUAUUUUUUAAUCAGACCAAGUAUUGUCAUAAAUGAUCUCUUUGGGCUCAUAUGCACUUGGUGGCUGGGUAUUCAUUUUGGGGUUUUCACAAUGAAAUCUAACCUCCGCUGUACAAAAUAUAAAAUAAAUAAGAAAAUGGUGGAAAAAACAAGUUCACACUAAUAUACAAAAAUAUGUAUUCAAAGGUAAUUUUUUACAUGACUGUAUAUGCAACUUUGAAAUAGAAAAGUAACAUCAGAUGUAAAAAUACAGGAAAAUGUUAUGUUAAGUGAUAAGACUGAACAAGAAGUAUAUUACAAAAACAGUCAUAUGAUCCUUUAUGUCAAUUAGAAAUGAUAUCAUAUUUUAUUGACCUUGUAUUAAGACUGUAUUAAAGGUAAAUCCUGUUUUUACAAUCCAGCGGUACUCUGCUGAGUGGAUGCAUUUGUUUCCCCAAUUCUUAAUAAACCCUAAUUAGAAACUGU
Fundulus heteroclitus (mummichog) is the source of this 4968-nucleotide messenger RNA. RefSeq names its product interleukin 17 receptor C (gene il17rc). The transcript has 15 exons. Gene Ontology annotation, molecular function: interleukin-17 receptor activity. Lineage: Eukaryota; Metazoa; Chordata; Actinopteri; Cyprinodontiformes; Fundulidae. The record is from RefSeq and is a predicted model, not a curated record. Bases 384 to 2216 code for a protein of 610 amino acids.